Mesorhabditis belari is the source of this 339-nucleotide messenger RNA. The record is from the annotation of a GenBank genome assembly. NCBI's taxonomy places the organism in Eukaryota, Metazoa, Nematoda, Chromadorea, Rhabditida, Rhabditidae.
AUGGACCUAUCCCUUCUACGAUCAUCGACCAAAACAUUCUCCAUUAAUGUCUCUUUGAAAGAUGCCAUUCGAUCUCCGCAAAUCAUUUGCACAAGAACACCGUAUGACAAUAGACAAUAUCGUUGCAAAAACGCUUCUCGACGACACGGGAUUAUAGCACUUCAUGUCGAUUUAUCAAUGUUCAUUGAAGGCCAGCAGCAGAGGGAACAUUGCAAGGCUGUGAAGAGGGAAUUUCUGGAGGCUUUAUCAAAUUGCCACAAGGUGCGUGGAGAUCAAAGAUCCAUCGCCGACAUCGCCUCAUUUCACCAAUCCGACCUACUACAAUGGCACGUGGAUGAU